Messenger RNA from Ceutorhynchus assimilis (cabbage seed weevil), 1908 nucleotides. NCBI's taxonomy places the organism in Eukaryota, Metazoa, Arthropoda, Insecta, Coleoptera, Curculionidae. The record is from the annotation of a GenBank genome assembly.
AUGGCUUUAAAUUGCUCUAUUUACCAAUCUGAGUGCUUAUUUAAGCGUCGCCCUAAUGCGAAAGAUGGAGAGAUUUUCGGCACGAAGUGCGACGUAUGCCAAGUUACAGUAUGUAAAGAAUGCGCAAACUUUACAGCUAGUGAAAUUGAUGCAUUAUAUGUCCAAAACAGGACCAUAUUGUUCUUUUGUGAAGGAUGCAAAGCGUCAUUGUCAGACAUGGAGCAACUAUCUAAAAAAUUUGAUCAACUUAAGAAAGACCACCUUGAAUCUGAUCUUGAAGAUCUGAAAAGCAGUUUUCAAGAAGAAAAUAGGCGUCUUGAAAAUAUUAGUAAAGCAAAAGAUGAUCAGAUUAAGCGUUUACAAAAAAGUUCUCAGUGCAUGGACCUUGAAGUUAUAGAAGCUGAACAGAACUUUGAAUCUACCAUUAAGGCACAGCAAAUGGAAUUGAAACAAAGGAAUAACAAACUACUUGAACUUACAAGAAAAAAUACUGAACUGUCCAAAGAACUAAAACUAAUCAGCAAAAAAUUUGCAGAUUUACAAAGUGAAAUAAUGGAGCUUAAUAAUCUAAACAAUACUCUCUUAAAAAAUAUAUCUUCUUUAUCACAAGAAAAUGACAAAUAUGUUCAAGUCUCAAUGAAUUUAAGGAAAAAGGAAAAUGCUAACAAACAUGAGGAUGAACUGUCAACACUUCAGGAAACGAUAGAAUCGCUUGAAAAGAAAAUUCGAGAGAAGGAUAAGUACUUAGAAAGGCUCAAGAGAAACAGUCAAGUUUUCGAAGAAGAAGUCUCCAAUGCGGAGAAAACACUGGUUUUACAACUAAAAAAAUUAAACAAACGCAACACGGCAUUAGAAGAGGAAAUUAAGGAAAUAAAAAGCAGCAAAGAAAAAAUAAAUGCUGAACUAGAAUCUGCAAGGGACGCAAAGCAGGUUUUAGAAGUAAAAAUAAAGGAAUUAACUGCCCUUAACAGAGACAUGGUUGUCACAAUAGAAACGCUGGAAAAGGAUAAUCAAGCCUAUUUAAAAGAGACUAAAGAAAUACAGCUUAAACUUCUUAGUAUUCAAACUGUUAACAACGUUGAACAACAGUCUUAUGAAACAGAUAUGGAUAAAGUUCGUAAGAUGUCAGAAAGCAUGUUAACAUCUAUAAAGGUUUUAGAAAGUGAAAAUCAGCAAUAUUCUUGUGAAAUUAAUAGAUUAGAGGACAUAAUUCGCAAACUAAAAUCUGUAAAUGCGAUUUUACCAUUAGAAACAAAUCGACACUCUAAUGGUGAUGCAGGACAGGCUAAUGCAAAACCAGAAAAUAAUUCUCACAUACCUUACUCCGAACAAGUGCUCAGAAAGGAGGACAAAAGGAAUAAAAUAUUAAUUCUUUGUGACGAAGCUGGUAGAGGUUUAAAUGGAUUGCUGGAAAAGAAGCUUAAACAAGACUAUUGUGUGCAGUGUAUAAUCAAACCUGGUGCCCCUUAUGUGGAUGUUAUACAUAACAUGGAACAACUUGUUAAGGACUUUACUAAGUCUGACUGUGUAAUUGUUUUGGCUGGAUCCAAUGAGUUUCAACAAGGAUACCCUGCUACUGACAAGUUCGUUAUUGCCAAAAGAAUUAAUAGUUUUUUUCAAAAAUUUUAUUCUUUUGCAAAGAAGGUAAAUCAGGUAUCAGAAGGUAGAUUUUUACUCCUCAACUGUCUGAUUAAAGCAAAAAAAGGAAAGAAAUUCGAAAAUAUAGCAGAACUGAUAAAGUUAAAUUUGAAGGAAAAAAAUGAAAAAAAUUUGAUCUUUGUACCCACAAUAAGUAGAGAAGAAUUCUUUAAUGUUGUUAAUAAAACACAACCGUCUACCAGGUCCACACCUAAGACUUCCAAUUUAAAUUUUUUAGAGCCAAUCAGAGCAAUAACGAAUUCACCGUAG